GGAGUAUCUGAUGUCCCGUACGGUAAACAGUUCCUGUUUUGAAUUUAUAUUGAAUUAUUUAUGCUGUGUUUCUGUACAACUUUGUAUGUAACCUGUUGAAACUUAAUAUAAAAAAAAGAAAAGGCGAAAAAAAAACAGUGCCGCGAAACUAGGAGCGCUCGAGACGGUCAGUUUCACGGUCUUCUGUGUGAAAGUCCUGUGUUUGUUAUACAUCAAAGUAAAAAAGUAGGCUACUUUUUUACUCUCUUUGAAUAAAAAUGGUGCGUAACGUUAGUCAGCUUUUAUUUGUGGCGUUAGCUUUUAUUUUGAGGACAUAGAACCGGAAGUGUUAUGUUUGUUUGCUGCCAACGUAAAACUACCCGUGUAGCUGAUCAGUUUACAGUCUUGGUGUUGUUACUACGUUUUGCUGCGUGUUUUAUUAAAAGUAAUUUAAAUGAGCAGUAAUGAUAAACGAGAAAGAUGGAAAUCCUCAGUUUUAUAGCUGUAACUGUUUCACAACUGAUAAUAUUUUCCUGGAGGACUACAAGCUCCAUGUCCGCUUUGAAUCCGAGCAGCAGUUCAGACUGGACUAUCAAGCACUGCUUAGGAGGCUUGGUUGCGUGACGGAGCAACAGUUUGAGGAUGUGCUCAACAAGAUUUCGCAGGAAGUGGAUAGGCGAAGGCGUCUAGGUGUGACGUCUGCUGAGAGAGCUGCUGCUAUCAAAGACACGUACCAGCCUCUCCAUCCUCAUGUCUACCAUCUGCAGGAGUCCUACCUGGCACCAAAGUUCAAGCAGAUUGUUGAGUACUGUCGAAGCGGGGACACCAGUGAAGAAGGUCUCUCAGGCUUGUUGGAGGAAGAGGCAGCUGUGAGGGUGUAUCGCUUUCCUCUGUUUGAGAGAAGCUUCUGUGAGGAGCUGGUGGAGGAGCUGGAGCACUUUGAGCAGUCCUCAGCCCCUAAAGGAAGACCCAACACCAUGAACCAUUAUGGGAUCCUCCUGAAUGAACUGGGCUUUGACGAGGGCUUCAUCACGCCCCUCCGUGAGCACUACCUGCAUCCGCUCACCUCCCUGCUGUACCCGGACUGCGGGGGGCGCUGUCUGGACAGCCACAAGGCCUUUGUUGUUAAAUAUGACAUGAAUGAAGACCUGGACCUGAGCUACCACUACGACAACGCAGAGGUCACCCUUAAUGUUUCCCUGGGCAAGGACUUCACUGAGGGCAACCUUUAUUUUGGGGAUAUGAGACAGGUGCCUUUAAGUGAGACGGAGUGUACAGAGGUUGAACACAGGGUGACCGAGGGCCUCCUCCACCGGGGCCAACAUAUGCACGGGGCCCUGCCCAUCUCCUCCGGCCAGCGCUGGAACCUCAUCGUCUGGAUGAGAGGCUCACAGGAACGCAACAAACUGUGCCCCAUGUGCAACAGGAGGCCGACACUGGUGGAAGGGGAGGGCUUUGCUGACGGGUUCACCAAACACUCCGAUGCACUGCUGAACGCUUCGUGUGUGUUGACGUGAUGUGUCCCGCUGCUAUCAGCCUUUCAUAAAGACACUGUGUGUAGGAUUUGAAAUCUGCUGUGGCGGACAGCAGUGCACGCUGCUGCUUCCAACUCAUGCUGUAGGAAUAAAUUAUUUUAAAAAUGAUUUAGGUUUCUUCCAAUACGAAUGUUCUGUCAGGUGAUAGGGUUGAAUAGACAGAUUGUUGUAGAGUUAAUCAAGACAACGCUGGGUGACUGUAGAAAGCUAUUAAAUUGAAUUAAUUCUAAUGACACAUUUGACUAUUCCAAAUUGGAAUGAUGAAUAUUUAAUAUUUGUACUAUAAUUCUCUGUUUCAGACGUUCGGUAUAGUGUCCCAUUUUGUGGCGUGUGUAUUUCUGGCCUUACUGUCUCAAAUAUUAGUCCAAUAAUAUGAAAAAGCCCAUACUGGUCCAGCCCCCAUAUUUAUAUACAGUAUGAUUGUACUGUAUGUUGUGCCAAAGAUGAUUUAAAAGAUAAUUUGUGUUUAAAAAUUAGGGAUACACAUAUAGACUGUAUAAAAUACCACUCUGACUGUAUCACUUUAUUACCAAUUCCAAUACCCAAAGUCAGGGUAUCCUCUAAUAUGGAGUACCGAUCUAAUACCAAUUUUGCAAAAUGUGGUUGAUCAGCGGUCUGGAUCAGGAAGAAUGGAAGUGAACACACGUUUGUGAUGAUGUGUAUUUAACUUUUGACAUAACAGAUUUCUCAGUUAUGCUAUAGAUUUGAGGGGGGAAAAUCACAAUGUCCAACACGAGACGAGUCACAUAAUUUGGAAUAACGGAAUUUUAAUUACAUAAACUUUAUCUGUCAAUUCAUGAAUAUCCAUUGUGUGUGCAUUUCUUGUUAUUGCGUGCAUGUGGUGUUGUGGUGGAAGUUAAUUAUGUUCUUAUACAAAGUCUUUGAGAGUAAAAACACAAAUAUAAACCUGCACGCUACAUUCGGCAUAAUAAAUCUAUCCUUUUCAGCAACAUCA
Siniperca chuatsi (mandarin fish) is the source of this 2469-nucleotide messenger RNA. RefSeq names its product 2-oxoglutarate and iron-dependent oxygenase domain containing 2 (gene ogfod2). The record is from RefSeq and is a predicted model, not a curated record. The coding region runs from base 444 to 1496 and encodes 350 amino acids. Gene Ontology annotation, molecular function: iron ion binding; L-ascorbic acid binding; oxidoreductase activity, acting on paired donors, with incorporation or reduction of molecular oxygen. Lineage: Eukaryota; Metazoa; Chordata; Actinopteri; Centrarchiformes; Sinipercidae. The transcript has 7 exons.